UGGAGCGACCUCGCGCGCGCGGCGGCGACGGUGGACGUCCUCGCGUCGUUCGCGUCGUUCGCCGCGACGCACGACGGCCCGACGUGCCGCCCGACGUUCGUCGACGCGGAAGGCGGCGGCGCCACGCUCGAGCUCGAAAACGUGUGGCACCCGUGCGCGGUCGCCGGCGGGAUGUUGCGAGGACGCGCCGGCGCCGGCGGGACGAGCGGGAUCGUCCCGAACGACGUCGUCCUCGGGGACGUCGCGCGCGAGACCCCGCGCGCGAUGCUGCUCACGGGCGCGAACAUGGGCGGCAAGUCCACGCUGGCGACGUGCGUCGCCGUCGUCCUCGCGCACGCCGGCGCGUUGGCGCCCGCGUCGCGAUGCGUCUUGUCCCCCGUCGACGUCGUCUUCACGCGGCUCGGCGGCGCGGGCGAUCGCGUCGCGACGGGCGAGUCCACGUUCCUCGUGGAGUGCGCGGAGGCGGCGGUCAUCCUGCGCGAGGCGACGCCGAGCUCGCUCGUCGUCGUGGACGAGCUCGGCCGAGGCACGAGCACGUUCGACGGCUACUCCGUGGCCUUCGCGGCUUUUAAAAAGCUCGCGCUCGGCGUCGGGUGCCGGACGAUGUUCGCGACGCACUUCCACGGCCUCGCGCGGGAGUUUCGCGCGUCGCCGGACGUGCAGCUCGCGCACAUGGCGGCGACCGUCGCGGACGCGGGCGGCGGCGAAGACGACGCGCGAGGAGGGGGCGGCGGCUCCGCGAUCGCGUCCGCGGCGGCGCCCGCGCCUCCGCCGAUCACGUUCCUGUACAAGCUCCGCCCCGGCGCGUGCCCGAAGAGCUACGGCGUGCGCGUCGCCGCGCUCGCGGCGGUUCCGAAGGAGGUGUUGAAG
Molecule: messenger RNA, 870 nt
Organism: Micromonas pusilla CCMP1545
Lineage: Eukaryota; Viridiplantae; Chlorophyta; Mamiellophyceae; Mamiellales; Mamiellaceae
Exons: 3
Biological process (GO): mismatch repair
Cellular component (GO): MutSalpha complex; nucleus
Molecular function (GO): ATP-dependent DNA damage sensor activity; mismatched DNA binding; ATP binding
Source: RefSeq, a predicted model, not a curated record